UCACUGACUUGCGGCUGCCGCUCGGAGAGGUGGGCAUUGUUGCGGCCGCCUGGGGAGCUGCGGGCCACCGGCCACAGUCCCAGGCUGCGCCCCCGGCACCCAACCGCCCGCUCCGCUGGCCUGGCGCUAGUGCGUGGCGGGCGCCAUGGCGACGGCGGCUCGGGCAACAAGCGGCCGCGCGGUUGGCUGGCUGCGGGGGCCGAGGGGAGGGCGGAGGCGGAGGGGAGGGCAGAGGGUUGGCGGAGGGGAAGAAGCUCCGGACGCCGCCUCGGAGGAGGAGGAGGUGGAGGCGGAGGCGGGCGGCCGGGCCCAGGCCCCUCCCAGGCGGCAAGUCUCCGGCUGCAGGCGGAUGGAUGGGGCGUCUUCAGGCGGUGGUGGCAGCAGCGCGGGCGGCGGAGGGCGCAGCGGCAGCGGCUGUAAGUGGGGGCGGCCCCGGCCUUUCUCCCCUCCUCCUCCCGCGCGGGUGUGGGGCGCCCAGAGUCGUUCUCAGCCCCUUGGGCGGCGUCCCCUCCCCCACCGCGGAACGCCGCCCGGAAGACUCUGCACUUCCGGGGCGGGGCUUCUUCGGGACGCGCGGGGGGGGGGCCCGGGGCGCAUGCGCAGCGCCUGUGCCGCCCGACACCUCCCGGCCGCCGUCGUUCUCCCUUCGCGGUGGCGGCGGCGGCGGUGGCUGCUGCGGCGGCGGUGGAAGCAGCAGCGGCGCGGGGCUUCCCGGCGUCCGCGGCUCGCUGGGAAUCCGCUGCGGAAUGGUGUGGUGGCUCGAUUCUCCCAGUGCCUGGCUGAGUUUCGGACGUGGUUAAGAACCAACUGGUUGAGGUUCAAUGCAAACAAGACGGAUGUGAUGCUGAAAAUGUGCAUCAGAUGUUUAUGUUUAAUUGGUUUACAGACUGUCUGUGGACUCUUUUCCUGUCAAUUUACCAGCCAUCUGUUGAAUCUUCAAGUCCAGAAAUGGAUGACAUAUUUCACUACCCUUGAAAGUACAGGAGGUUCAGCAACAUCAGAUGACCAUGAAUUUGAUCCAUCAGCUGACAUGCUGGUUCAUGAUUUUGAUGAUGAACGAACAUUAGAAGAGGAAGAAAUGAUGGAAGGAGAAACAAACUUCAGUUCUGAAAUAGAGGAUCUUGCAAGGGAAGGCGACAUGCCAAUUCAUGAACUUCUCAGCCUUUAUGGUUACGACAGUACUGUCCGACUACCUGAAGAGGAUGAGGAAGAGGAGGAGGAGGAGGAGGAAGGGGAAGAUGACGAAGACGCCGAUAAUGAUGACCACAGUGGCUGCAGUGGAGAGAAUAAGGAAGAGAACGUAAAGGACUCAUCCGGUCAGGAGGAUGAAACGCAGUCUUCCAAUGACGACCCGUCGCAGUCUGCUGCUGCUCAAGACGCGCAGGAAAUGAUCCGCCCACGCAGGUGUAAAUAUUUUGACACAAACAGUGAAAUAGAAGAAGAAUCUGAAGAAGAUGAAGAUUAUAUUCCAUCAGAAGACUGGAAAAAGGAGAUAAUGGUGGGCUCCAUGUUUCAAGCAGAGAUUCCAGUCGGCGUGUGUAGAUACAAAGAAAAUGAAAAGGUGUACGAGAACGAUGACCAGCUCCUGUGGGACCCCGAGUACCUGCCAGAAGACAGAGUGGUUGUGUUUCUCAAGGACGCGUCCAGAAGGACAGGUGAUGAGAAGGGCGUGGAGGCCAUCCCUGAGGGCUCACACAUCAAAGACAACGAGCAGGCUCUGUACGAACUGGUUAAGUGCAGUUUUGAUACGGAAGAAGCACUGAGGAGGUUACGGUUUAAUGUGAAAGCAGCCCGAGAGGAAUUGUCUGUCUGGACAGAGGAAGAAUGCAGAAAUUUUGAACAAGGGCUGAAGGCCUAUGGAAAAGAUUUUCAUUUGAUUCAGGCUAACAAAGUCCGAACAAGGUCGGUUGGGGAAUGUGUAGCAUUCUAUUAUAUGUGGAAAAAGUCUGAACGCUACGAUUUCUUUGCUCAGCAAACACGAUUUGGAAAAAAGAAAUACAACCUUCAUCCUGGUGUAACGGACUACAUGGACCGGCUCCUGGAUGAGAGCGAGAGCGCCGCCUCCAGCCGGGCUCCAUCCCCGCCGCCCACAGCCUCCAACAGCAGCAGCAGCCAGUCGGAGAAGGAGGACGCCGCCCAGAAUGGUGUGUCAUCAAAUGGACCGGGAGACACAGCAAGCAGAGAGGAAGGCAAGGGCGAGGGGCCGCACGUCAACGGGCCUAUGGGCGGGCACAAGAGGCCACCGCCCGCGGAGACGGACACCAACGGCUAUGAGGCCGAGCGCCUGGGCGCUGACCCCAAGCUCGCACACCUGGCGGCGAGGGGCGAGGGGGACCUCGAUGAUAGAAGCGAGAGGCCCACCAAAAAGCGGAGGGUGAACAGCAGUGGAAAGGAGAGUCCGGGCUCGGUGGAAAUCUUCCAGGAAGCUGCGCCACGCGGGAAGGCAGAGGGGCUGGAGGGCGCAGACGACUGAGCCACAGCUGCUCGAGUGACUCUGUGACUGCAACUUUCAGGGCUGACGGGUGACCUUCUGGGCUGAGUGCCUCAGAGCCGGGGCUUAACCACGAAAAUGGUAAUGGGUGAUUCUGAGAAGUGAGAUUUCAUAAUUCUGCCUUUAUGAGUUCUUUUACUUCAAAACUGGCAGACCCUUUUAAGGAUAUUUUUUUAAAAGUUUAGUAAAUUUGAACAAGUUAAAGAUAAAUGCAUACCUUUUUAUUACCCUGUCAUAAGAUUUCACUACAAGAUAAAUUUUCCUUGAUUUGAUACAGAGCAAUGGAAAAGGUUCAGAUCUGUUUGGCACCAGUUCUGAUUCCCUGCGGUGUCUGAUAGACACGCUUCGAUCUGCAGUCAGUGUGGUUACUAAGGAGAAACCCUCAGGAAUCCUGAAAGUUAUGCUGGCAUGAUUUUUUAUAUAUAGAAGUUUAAAAAUAAACCAAGUCAGGUUUGUAUAUGUAAAAUUGUUGACAUCAAUGAUGUCUUUCCAUAUUCUUAUCUGGGCUCAAGAAAUACAUUCUGUAUUUUUCCAGAUUCUCUGUAGCCUUUGAAGGAUUUUUACAAGUACAUAUGUCUGACUGAGCUGUCCUUUCUGAACACAAAAAGCUUGUAUAAUUUUCUUAACUUGUACAGUUGGUAAACUUUUAUGAGAGGAGUUGAUAUUCCGAGUCCGUCAGCUUCCAUUUUAUUUUGCUAAGGUUUUUCUAAUGAAUUUUUAAGUGUUUGUGUAGUUAACUAAGUCAUGUUUCUUAUCCAGAUGGUAAAAACAUUCAUAAGGGAUUGUGAAAAUUUUUUUCAAAUUUCUACCUAAGGACAAAUAGUUUGAGAAUUCUGAAUUAAGCAUGAUUCUUAGAUUUACUGUUUUGCAUUUAUUCUAAUUUUCAAAAUUAACUUUUGAAGCAGAACAAAGGUUUACUGUCCAGCUUAAGUGCUUACGUGUGUCACGCUGCCCAGACUCCUGUUGGGUUGUGUUUAUAUGCAUCAUGAAUGCUUCCAUUUUUGCAUCAGACACCAGAAGCAAGGCUGGGUGAUACCCGGACCCUGGCCCAGGCAGAGAGCCACUUCUGGUGGCAGCACCCUGAGUCUAGGAGGGGAGCGGCAGAGCUGAUGCUGGCUGACCUUGCCGGUCACGGCCCAGUCUAGGUUGAUGACGAUCUCCCACGAUGAGAGAGCAGCAGUGACCACUGGGGCACAGCCUGUGAAAAGGGGUUUAUCUGCAGUGCAGUUCUUGUUACAGAGCCUAGUUUCACCCAGCUGCUAGCCCAGCCCAGAUCCAGAUCUUUGUAAAAGGUGGUUCUUUUCUCACACAGACACGCAGGGACGUGGCCCUCGGCUCCGCCUGCGGUCCUGUUUGCCGUGGCUGGGGGUGUUGGCAGCUGGGUGGAAGGCAGUUGACACUGAGAGGUGACAUUCGGGCCUCCACCUGCCGAGGCUGCUUCUUCCUUCUGGUGGCUCCUUUUCCCCAGCACUGGCACCCGGGAUGUGUGCACUGUGGUUGCCUGAGUGUUCAGGACUCAGGGUCUGGGGUGUUGUGUGGAGAAGCAGGAGUUUGUUGUUGUGUGUUUUUCUUCAAACAUUAGUUUAUCCAGAAGGCAGCUUUAGCAGACAUCCCCACGCGUUUUCUGAAUUAGAUCUUAGUCAGGAGAGCACCCCAGCUCUCCCUCCCAGGUGGUCUGGAGAAGAGGGGAUGCCAUACUUCUUACACUGUUGCAAUAUGAAAGAUACCCUUUCCACCUUUUUGAAAGAUGUGUUUUGUUUGCUGGUUUGUGAAAGUUUUUGCAAACCAUCGAUACAGGAACAUUUUAAGUAAAUUCUCAGGCAUGUUUGCAAAUAGCGGCACAUGUGUAAAUGUUAGGGAAUUCUGCUUUUAACCCUGUGCAGUCGCAGGGUGAGGGCAUUCCACUGCACGCUGUGGCGAUUGUACUGUGUGUUACGCGGUAUCUCACCGUGUUCUUCAUAUGCAGCAGCCACUGUACCUGGUGAGUCAUUGCACUAUUUAAGGGUCUUAUAAUAUCAUGAAUUUAAUUUGCUUAAGACUCAGUACCUUUCAUAACUCGAACUCGUGACAAACUGCAGCGGGAGGAGCAGCCUGUCCCACGGUCCCUCGGUCACCUCACUGUGACCAGGACGUGCUCUGCUUCCAUCCAGAAUGGGGCUUCUGUUCUCUGAUGUGUUUUCUGAUGGUUUCGUCACCUGCAACUCAGUUCAGCACAACUCUGUUGAGCUUUCACAUGUAUUUGAAGUAAUAUUUAAAUAGACAUUUAAAUAAUGAAUUAGAUGUUUUUAAAUUUAUGCAUAGUAAUUUUGCACUGUAAAAUAUUUUCCUCCUCCCAUUCCCUUCUGCCACUCUGAAUAUGCUUAUUAAACUAUUUUUGUAAACA
This is a messenger RNA of Cavia porcellus (domestic guinea pig), 4874 nucleotides long. It is a transcript of the gene Mier1, whose product is annotated as MIER1 transcriptional regulator. Bases 146 to 2473 code for a protein of 775 amino acids. Lineage: Eukaryota; Metazoa; Chordata; Mammalia; Rodentia; Caviidae. Gene Ontology annotation, cellular component: nucleoplasm. Gene Ontology annotation, biological process: negative regulation of transcription by RNA polymerase II. Gene Ontology annotation, molecular function: transcription corepressor activity; histone deacetylase binding. The record is from RefSeq and is a predicted model, not a curated record. The transcript is spliced from 16 exons.